Rhincodon typus (whale shark) is the source of this 606-nucleotide messenger RNA. Its product is annotated as transcription elongation regulator 1-like protein. The coding region runs from base 1 to 606 and encodes 201 amino acids. Gene Ontology annotation, cellular component: nucleus. Gene Ontology annotation, molecular function: RNA polymerase binding; transcription coregulator activity. The record is from RefSeq and is a predicted model, not a curated record. NCBI's taxonomy places the organism in Eukaryota, Metazoa, Chordata, Chondrichthyes, Orectolobiformes, Rhincodontidae. The transcript has 8 exons.
AUGAAACCUGACCAACCUGAAAGAUUCAGAGAACCAACAUCCUCCAAUUAUCCAAGCACUCGUUUCCUGAAACAGAUUUAUUGUCUCCAGAGAGAUUCAAGUAAACGUAAAUGUGGUCAACCUGCAAUUUGCGACAAUAGAAGCGUUGCCCAGUUUGAAGGAAGGAAUCUAAAUAAUGGCAAAGAAAAAGAACCUUGUGAACAAUCCUGUACUAAAUCAGAAGGGAAGACUGAAUCAGAUGAGAAUGGAGAUGAGAAAACAUCAAAGAAAGCAACUGGUGAGGAAGGAAAAGUACGUCACCAGACCAAGCCUGUGGCAUCAACUCCUGUACCAGGUUCCCCUUGGUGUGUAGUCUGGACUGGAGAUGACCGUGUUUUCUUUUUCAACCCCUCAAUACAACUGUCAGUGUGGGAAAAACCUGUGGAACUUGAAGGUCGAGGUGACAUUAACAAAAUUAUUCAAGAUCCUCCUCAUAAGCGGAAAAUAGAACUGGCAACAUCAAAGGAUGAAACUUCUAAUCAAGAGGAGGCAAAUGAGGAACACCUUAUGAAAACAAAGAGAAACAAAACUGAACAGCCGGAGAUUGCUAAUUCUAAGAACGCAUAA